UUACGACAAUCGUAAGCAGUUCGAUGUCAACAAUAUCGUGGCAUUUCAUGAUUUGUUCCUGAAUUUAGUAACUUAUAUGUCCGAAAGCUAGAAUUAUAAACACGUAGUCUUUAUUUUGCUAUUUCGGUCAUGACGGGGGACUAAGUUGAUGAAAGAUCAAAGGACUUUGUUACCUGAGUCAAAAUGAGACAGUGAGAAGAGAGAACAGAUGAAUGGAUUGGAAAUAAAACAGAAUGCCGUUAGACCGACGAGCAGGCUUACAGCUGGGGCUGCUGUUAAUGGCGGUUCCUUUACAGUACAUCGUCUCUAGAUACAUGACAACCAAUGAAUCUCAGCGAAGCUAUGCAAUCAGAAACCUUUUUAACAGUGCAGCUGGUUUUAAGGAGAGGUAUCUAUCGUGGAAAUCCUGGCAGCAAUGGUGCAUGAGUUUUAUCUUCAGGGACGAGCCGGGGAGCUACGCUGGACAGGACGACCUCAAUGGGGAAUCCCCGGCCCUAGAGGUCAUGAAGUUCAAGGACCCAGAGGGGUAUUUUGGAGCCUCUACGGAGCCUCGUAGUCCUCGACCUCCAGAGGUCAGGUAUAGAGUGGGCCAAGUAAUACGCCACAAAAUAUGGGGCUACCGAGGGGUAAUUGUUGCUUGGGAUCCUCAAGCCAGGGCCCCUGAAGGUUGGGUAGAACAGAACCACAGAAAAGACAAACCUCAAUGGAGAACUCAGCCGAACUAUGCCAUUCUUGUAGAUACUAGGGACAGAAUGACGCCACAGCUGACGUAUGUACCCCAGGAAAACAUUGAUAUCAUAUCUAAUGUCAAGAUUAUGCACCCCGGAAUAGAAAACUACUUUGAAGGAUUUGAUGGUGCUCAGUACAUACCUCGACCUUGGCUUAAAGCUGUGUUUCCUCAUGAUUGACCUUGACCUCUUGUGAUAAGUCCUUGACAUUUCUUGAUAUUUUUUGACUUUCGUAAAAAAAGUGUAUAUAUGGAUAUUUCAAGAGGGAUGAAGUACAUGUAGAUUUAUAGUUUAUUUUUCUUGAAUUGUUGUGGUUGUUUGGUAACAUUUUAAUUUAUUUGAACAGGGUUACUGGAAAUUCUAUUUUUCUAUGCAAGAUCAAUUCUGGUACAUUCAAGUUGUCAUUUUCUCAACAUCAUGCUGUGUUAACUUUGAGCUACCAUAUUUAUUGUACAAAAAAAAACCCAAUCAAUCUCAACAAUGUAGAAUGUGAUUUGGCAUUAAAGUAUUUUUUUCUUCACAUUUUAGAUUUUGUAAUAUACCGGUACAUACUGUACUUGUGUACUUUGUGUUUCUCAUUGUUUUUAUUUGGUAGUGUCUGUUUUAAAUUAACUUUAUUUUCAGUUAAUUAAUUAUAUGUACAAUGCAUAUUAAGAAGACAUUCUCUUACAUUUAAUGUCAACAAUCCAAAUUUUAAAUAUGAAUCUGACAAGGAUUUCAUUCAGUGACAUGUGUGCAAUGUAUACUUUCACCUUUUGUCUUUCAUUGUAUAAAUUAAGUCUAUGAAAAUGCCAUAUGUACAUGUAAAACUCAACUGCUGUUGUAUUAAACCACACAUAUUUAGCUGUCCAACCAUAAGUGGUUGCAAGCCAAUACUUGCACUGCCUAUGUUGAAAAAAAAUAUAUUAUUUAUGAGUUCAUCAUUUAAUUUAAUAUCAUUGCAUUUAUUUUGAGAUCUUUCUGUUGCUAUUUGUUAAUUUAUCUUUUUCAACAUCUGAUGUGCCACAAACAUACUCUGCCUAAUUAUGCUUUUUGCAUCUUUUUUUCUUUCAUGAGGGGAAAAAGGUUGUUAUACGUAAAUGUGAAAGUCUCAACAUAUUACAUGUAUUGUUCAACAAAUAGACAUGAAGUUUGUUAUGUUCAUUAAAACGUGAUACAAAAGCCUGUUUUUUCUGUAGAUUUUAUUCAAUAUUGAGGUUUCAUCUGGUGUUGUGAAAUAAAGUUGAAUACACUCAGUCAAA
Messenger RNA from Magallana angulata, 1969 nucleotides. RefSeq lists its product as uncharacterized. The coding region runs from base 234 to 908 and encodes 224 amino acids. Lineage: Eukaryota; Metazoa; Mollusca; Bivalvia; Ostreida; Ostreidae. The record is from RefSeq and is a predicted model, not a curated record. Gene Ontology annotation, molecular function: DNA binding. The transcript is spliced from 7 exons.